GUCACUUUAAAUAGACUUGCUCCCCGCCCGGUCCACUUUUAUCAUACUACCACAAUAUCCACUACAUCCGUCAAAUUGAAUUACCCGGCUACGAACCAACAAGCCGAGACCCGCCGAACAACUUAAAUCUGACGAAAAAGUGACAAACUUAAAUUUACGUUUUCUCCACACUCUUAGUUUGGGAGGACAAAGUGCGACACGGCUUUCUGCAUGUGACAAUGUGGCAAACCUGAGGUUAACUAGAGAAAAGACGGAGGUGGAUCGCAACUCAUUGAACGAUCAACAAGUUGGAGUGUCUUUGGAGAGGAGAACUACAUGAAAUUCCUUCAACUUCAACAAGAAGAGAGGACGAGCAAUAGUAGCUUUGACCUGCAUUUUAAGGCUGCAUUACCUACCAGCAUACAUCCAGUGAGAAGGUAGAGAGAGGUAAGUUACCGUUAGAUUGUUAAAGAUGCAUUUGCGGACGUUACACGAACGUCAAUAUAGCAGAAAGUGACGCUCGGGCUCCGUUAGAGCCUUUAAUGAUUGACUUCUCGACAUGAACACAUAGGGGGCUACUAUUUUUAGACAGAAAUGUGAGAGUCGUCCUCCCAGGAGAAUUUAUGUGAAGUUUUAGCCGCGGGAUAGUGAUAAAACUCGGCUGUCACACUCGUGCUGAAGCCCUCUCGAAAGAGCCGUUAGAAGACGUUACAGCGUCUCGCGCACAUCAAAGUCUGUAGCAAGCUAACAGGCCUUUGCCUUUGCCCGUCCUGAAGUUGGUAAUGUUUGUCGAGUUACACCGCGAUAAGAGGAGGUCGUUAAAACAUUAAAACAAAACCGUCAAAGAGGAACGAGCGCUUACUGCGAAAUACAGAAGUCGAAACCUAAAGUAAACGGCCGUUUAUAACAGUUACGGCAGCAAUUACGAAAACGCUCUGAAAGUUUUCUAACGUAAACUGGAGACGUCGCGAGAAAAAAGCUGCCGCCGCCGUCUCCACUUGUACGGCUUGUUCAUAAAAACACAAGUGUUAAUUGUCCCUUAACGUGAAACAUUCACAAUGACUUAAUAACUUUGGUGUUUGGAAACUUGUUUUAAACUCCAUCUCACUGUCUGUUCCGCUAUGUCCGGGAGACUCCCCGCUUGCGCCAUGCACUCUGCCACUCCCUGCAUGAGGCUACGUAAACAGCGUAGAGAGCUGUGACUGAUGCAAAGAGACAAACUUUGAAUAGUGAUCCCUACCCUUAGGUUUAAGUCGAAGGAUUACUUCACCUGGCCGGUCUGGUAUUAUUUUAGAUAACAUAAACAUACAUCUGGGUCAUAGUUUAGUGUCUUUUUAUCUCUUUUUACACAGCCUACCUCAUCUCUACUGUUUUAUGGCAGGACGCCUGUAUAGAAGAAGCCUACAGUUCCUAUAGUAUGACCAAUAUAACCUCUUUUCUUUUAGUUUGGAGGUGAAAAGUAAUCCAAGUGCUGCUUAGUUCUCAUGCUGUCAUCAGGGUUGUAAUGAUCUGGGCGUGAGAGUUUUAGUUUGAAGCUGCCAGGGGAGUUUUCUUGGAGACAAACACAAGUUAUAUGUACUUUAAGUAUUACUUAUCUAAACACGUUGUUUGUGUGUGUCGGGCCCUCUAAAGCCAACUUUGUUUAAAUGUUAUCCAUGUUGCAAUCUUUCCCUUCCCUGCCUUUUAAUAGUCGAUUCUGCAUUGUUUGCAUUUAACCACCACAUGUGGACUAAGAGAAUAAUCAAAUAUUAGCAGUUGUUUGGUGUUACUCCUGUGCUUGUUCCCUUACUGGUUCCUAUUUGUUGUUAAAAACUACUACAUAGCUCGGAUAUAGUCAAAAACUAUUGGCGUGUCCCAAAUUGCAUACUUCCAUACUAAAUACUUAGAUUUUUCAAAUUGAGUAUUCUAAGCAUACUAUGUACUCAAUCGCCAAGUGCUUGAGUUUCGAGGGUGCAGUGUUGUCCCAAAUCGCUUACUGCGGCGCGGCGCACCCACCGGAACUGGCGAUGUGAUUUCUCCUUCUAUGCCGAUUUGUCACUGGCUAGCUCUGCAUCAGCUAAUUACUGCCACCUUUUGCCUGCGCCCGUUCAUUCACUUGUGAGGUAAAAUCAGCAACAAACUAAACGUUCAUCGCUCAUUUUUACGCUACGGGUAACGCUUCGGAACCCAGCAGCCACUAGCUAACUAGCUAACGAGCUAACUAGCAUCGAUAAAGUUUGCAGUAAAAGACAAACAGGUUACCCAGGUUACACCACAAAUAUACUCAAAACGAUAUACGCUGGCGGUGCUUUGUAGAAAGAACGUGUAAAAGGCGACUUAUUACUUACAUCUGUACAAAGCUACCAGGUCGACCGUCGCCGAACCACUGGCACCACAGCUGUCCACAGCCAUUCUUACUGAUGAAAUGAGUGCGGCGAGUGUCCACAGUCGGAUACACAAAAUCUUGACCGAUUUGAAUACGUCAUCCAGGUACUUUUGCCUACUUAAUUUUUGCAUACUAUCCAUACUUUUUUCCAUUUUGCGCUGAAUAUACUCAAAAUUUUAAGUAUUUAGUACUGGAAGUAUGCGAUAUGGGACACAUCAGUAGGUUGUAAUUGCAGGAUAUUACAGGGAAAGUCUAAUAUACAAAAAAAUUGGCAUAAGAAGUGGCCAUAACAGAAAUAUUAGUGAGUUGCAUUAUUAGAGGUGUAUAGUUAGAUGUAUUUUUGGAGAUAACAAUAAUUUUAAUAAAGCCAGAAGCUGUCCUGGAUGCACAAAAUUUGUCUUUAAAUCUUUUUGUAUACUUUUAACUAAAGUGCAAAUCUGAAUCACUGGUUUAUAUGCCUGAAAAAGAUCAGAAAUAUACACUGAUCAGCUAUAACAAUAUGACCACUGACAAAAGUGAAUAGAUUUAUCUCUGUACAAUGAGAUAUUACAGUGGUUACAGGUAUCAAUGAGCUUAUUGCCCUCAAAAUUGAUAUGUUGGAUGUUUUGUGGGAUGGUCCUGGUCUGCAGUAAUCAGUGUGCAUCCAAAGUUGUCCAAAGAAGGAAAGACACCUGGUGAACCCGUGACAAGGUUACUGGCAGCCAAGAAUCACUGAUAGGGAGCUGUGGUGGGCCAAUGUGUCAGAACACACAAUCUAUAAUCUAUGUUUUGCAGGAUAACGAAGUCCGAUUCGUGGAGGCCCUGACUUGCUACAUACAGAAUAUGCCCUUAACAUCAGGGUGCCAGAUACCACAGCACACCUUCAGAGGUUUAGUGUCUCUUCAGGUUGUUUUGGCCCUGACCUGAAAAGAGAGGAGUCAAGAUAAGGCAGCCAGUCAUAAUGUCACAGUUAUUGGGGCAUAUAUGAAGCAUUUUGACAAGGCAUAUUAAUAUGAACUCCUGGGCGCUGGUUCAUGAUUUUAUGGCUGGUCAGUGUAAAUCAGGAGAUGAUUUUAUUUACAGGUGAAGAGAAAAGAGAUGGUAAGGCAGGUAGAGGCACUGAAUUGGAGAUAGUAAAUUAUAAAUCAGAAAAAAACAGAUAGUAAUGAUAGUAUCUGUCUUUCUACUACAAUGCUUGAUGUUACUGAGCUCUGAAGAGAGAAAUAUCAACUAGAGAUGAAAGUAGAUGUGAAUCACUCACCUUGGUACUUCUCCAAAAACAACACCAAACUACUGAUGCUCCUACAGUGCACUUUGAUCAUGAACUGAAUUUGGAAAUAUGUCCCCACGAGCUGAGUGGCACUGGAUUAAAAGCUAAAGAGCUGCUAAGGCAAAGUCAGCCAACCCAAGAGCAGAUGGGGUAAAUACUACAAUCAUUUGGGUACAUCAGUCAGACAUUGAUAAAUACAGUUUGCAUAUGUUUGUUGUUUUUUACGUCCAAGUAGAACAGGAUGAAAGAGGGCAAAAUGCUCUUUAAGCUGAACUGUAUUCACCAGGCUACUGCUCUAGUUUGUUACACUACAUGCUAAUUAAUACAACCAACAGUUGCUCGGCUAACAAAACAAAAUGGAAAUUUACUUUAGCUCCGAGCAGAUGCUCCUGCUGAACUCACAGUUCACCCAAACUGCCACAAACAUCCAGAGGCAAAAGGAUGUUUAUCUGUACACAACUUACAACCUGUUUUUUGUAAGGUUUCCAGUAUGGAAAUCUAGAUCAGUCUGCUUUCAUGCAAUGGUUUUGGACCUUUGCAGUUACAGAAAAAAAGAGUAUCUGAAGUGGGAUAUACACCUGAGAACCUUUUUUAGCCCCAAGGUUUGUUUCCAGUUUCCCCAGUUUAACGGAAAAAGAGAUGUAUAUUCAACUGAAUCUUCAAACUCACUGAAAAGGGGAAUGCAAAGGAAGAGACACAUAGAUUUCUGUCAUGAGAGGUGGCAAAAGGCACAGGGCAGAUGUGAAUCCACACACUGAUUAACUUUAAAAGGCAGGAUAGUUGAUGUUUUACCACUGUUAUUUCAAGGUGAGGUGAUCCAUCUCUCGGACUGCAGCAAAGAUCCUGUUAAAGCAAUCCUCCCCCUGCUAACAGAAGCAGGACUUGGCAUGCAUUCAUUGUGAACUUAGAGCUGGGUGAAGUCCACACACAGUCCUUGUAAAGGGAUCCCUAUCAGGACAACAAGCUGAAUUUCCCUGGUCAAUUAAAGUUCUUGCAAAACUUUGACUGUAGAGGCAAAGGUGCAGCAGGUGAUCUCAAUCUGCUGAUGUGACAAAGUAAAACUCCACAGGUGACCUCUUUAAAGAGGUAAUUACAGCAGCACUGAUGUCACACAAGGUUGUUUGACUGCAGGUCCUGUUGCUGUUUCUGUGCUCUAAUAACAAAGUAGUACAAAUGUCCUGUGGGACCAGGUAUCUAAUGUUGCUCCUUUUGCUCGGUGCUCUAUUUCAGAACCUCAAGUCUCAUUGUCAACCUCUAAUUACCCCAAAAGACCUCUAGCUGAACAGAAGUAUAUGAGCCUGCUACAGUAAGUCCUGACCUCAUUGUGGUGCUAUGGAAAACUCAGGAGCUCAAGUCUGUUGAAUUCCUCCUCUGUAAAGCCUGCAGGAUAGAAGGACAAUGUGCAAUCGACCAACUUUAAUUUAGAGACCAAAGUAAUAAGGAAACUAAUAAAAAAAAAAAGAUGCAAAUCAGCCAUAAUAAACUGCAUCUGUAUAUUUGCUGUUUGGAGUCAUGGCAGUGUCUGUAUCAUACUGCAUCCUCUGAUGUUGCCAAGGCUAGCUGACUGUUAGCCAGAGCUGCAUUUCAAAUUAUGUGACACUGGGAGAUUUUAGGGUUCAUCAUUUAGGGACUUCCAAUGUCCAAACAUAUCGUUUGACUCCUAAGAAGGAGGGCUGAGCGAUAAAACAAUAACGAUAGAUAUUAAAAUAAAUUUUCCUCAGUAUCAAAAUGAAACAUGGUCAAUAUCGUUUUCGAUAGUCGGCAUUCUGCCAUGUUUUGGUAGAUUAUACAAAUAGCCGGUAAAAAGGGGAGUUGCUCGCGCUGAACUAAUCAUGCUGAAUCAGAACUAAGUAGCGAACAACUGCGUAGUAGCAGGCUGCAGCUACACGCAACCAUAGCACUUUAACACGUGAAGCCAACAGCACUGUCAGUGAGAAAAUGAGUGCUACUCCCAGCAGAAAUGUAGACGAAAGGUCCUUACACAUCGGGAGCGUUUUUUUCGUGCGAUUGUUUCAGACAUCAACAUUUUUUUUUUACCCGUAUCCUGUCAAUACAAGCGUUCACAUCAGUGACGUUUUCCCAUCCUGCAAUAUUUUUUCGUAUCACGGUUGAAUUUUUUUAAGUUUCGCAUACUGUGUGUCCACUUCUGACCAAUCAGAUUUCGUGUUGUUGCGAUGUCAGAUUCACCGGUAUACCCAACAUGGCUGUCCGGCUGAUUGUUUACGUGUCGGAGAACAGAGUGUUUUUUAAUAAAAAACACAGAUAUUACAAAGAUAACGACCUGAAGGACAACUUGUGGAGAGUCAUAGCGUCGGAUUUCUCAUAUGACGAUAGUUAGUGUGCUUUGACAGUUUGCUAAACGUCUUUGUUUUAACUUGUUUUAACAGCACCAUUAGGUCUCGGUUGUUACCUUACGUUGAUGGAUUAUAGUUUAAUGUGCUUAUCUGGUACUGGCCCCGACUCAGUACAUGCUAUCAUGACAGACAGCCAUCUCAACACUAGUGUCUAAUCAGAACUGAAAAACACUCAGUCUGCUGUUGUGUCAGUCUUCUCAUUUCCACUCGGGACGCGUCUUUUUUCCCACCAGAAAGUCGCAAAAUCGCAUCGGCUUGAUGCGUAUAGUCAGAAUUCGCCUCUUAAUGUUUCGUAAUUUUGCGUCAUAUAUUUGCGUCGUUCCCAGUGUAUAAGGACCUGAAGGCUCAACAGAUGAUGACAUCAUUGACAAUUUUUGAUACCCUGGUAUAUAUCAAUAUCGACCGAUAUGAAAAAAAAAUAGUGAUAAAUGUAUUCCCAUAUCGCCCAGCCCUAGCCAGAACCGAAUGGUAGACUAACACUAUAAAUUCUGCUGAUUUAAAAACACUGCCGUUGGCUCAUGAGAUACUCUGAUUUAUGGCAGAAACUCCAGAGCCAAAAAUCUGUUGGUGUCCAAUAUAUUUCACUUACCUUGCAUUAACAGAAGUGAGUAAUAUGGUAGAUAAAGAUAAUACUGUACAUGCAGUGUGUUUGAGUAGUUUUUCAAUCCAGGUUUUAUAGAGGUUGAAGUAAAAAUGUGUAGCUCAGUAUACAGUAGGAAAAUUCACUUGUAAUCUUGCUUAAGAGAUUAUCAGUUACUGGCAUAUGAGUUGUGCAAUUUCCUUCGCAUGAGUCAGAUGUUACAAAUCAAAAAGAAAUUAUUAGGGAGUGUAAGAAACACCAGAACAACUGUCUCUUUUACUGGUUAUACAAACACUGUUGUAAAAUCCUGGUAAUCCUUUAAAAAUGUCUUUUAUAUCAGUACUCUGAGAGCACAAACAUGGCAACUGUUCAAAAUGGGAUUAAUUUCUACAACCAGAGGCUUUGUCUGAAAUCACUCUCUGAUUAAAAUGAGUGCACCAUAUUUGCCUCAGAGUCCAAGUUCUGUGAAUGGAGAUGCUAAUCAGCCAUUAUAGAGUUAAAAGUGAAGGAAAUAGUUGAUGUUUUUACAAGAAGCCAGUCUGAAGUCCACUCUGGAGCUCUCAAUGAUUUCUCACAGGUUUUUGUGACUGUAUUGUGUGCAGCAUAACAAAAUCCUCCCUUCAUCACUCCCCCUUGUCAUCCGGAUCAGGAAGUACCCUGAUACGCUUGCCUGUUGCUGAUGCUCGGAGGGAUUAAUCACCUCCAAUCAAUACUCAUUUUCUCUCAUCCCCCUCUGUUUCCUUUGCUUCCUCUCAGGAUAUUGUCACAGCUGAGUGGGUUUCUAAAUUGAUCUAAUGGAAAAUCUGAAAUGGAGAUCACAGAGCAAACCUCCUUCUUAGUACUUCUUCAUUUCCUUCCAAAAGAAGCAAAAAGAAAAAAACUUUGAUGAAUCUUUUUCUCUUUCUGUUUGUGUUUAGGAUGUUGUCUCGGCUGAGUGAGCUGAUAUGGGCCGACUGGAUUUGGUUUCCUGAAGGCCACGGCUGGGCUGAUCUGACGGACCAUGACGACGUAGUCUUUCCUAAACCAAGGGACCUGUGGGCCACGGUGCCCAUCGCUCUGUGCUUCCUGGUCAUCAGACAAAUAUUCGAGAGGUGACUCAUCACUUUUGGUCUUUAGCAAGAGUCUGUUUCCUUUUUCAUCUACCCCACCACCUAUCUGAUUUUCCGGUUCCUUCUUUGAAGCAUAAACUGCUUUAUAGACAAUAUUUUUAUCCUGUUUGAUUUUCUCUUUCAAGGACAGUAGCGAUUCCUCUCGGAUCCCUGCUGGGAGUGAGCGACAAGCAGCGUGUUCGCGCUUCUCCAAAUCCUGUCCUGGAGUCCUAUUUCUGCAGCACAUCAAAGCAUCCUUCACAGGUAACUGUCCUGCCUACUCCAGAAAAAAAAAAAAAACAGCGCUGUGUCAUGCAAACUGUGUCCUCUGGUAACAGCACAGCUUGAGCCAAAUCCAAAUGUGCAGGUGUUUGAAAAUGAUGUUAAAAAAAACACCCCGUCUUUUAAAGUGACCAGUAAGCUGCCAUCGUUUUCUGACUACAAACAUCAAAGUCAGACUAACCUUUUCCUCUGUUCUUGUCCUGCUUUUGUUGUCAGAGCUCCAUAGAGAGUUUAAGUAAACAGACGGGUUGUUCACUGCGUCAGGUACAGAGGUGGUUUAGGCGGCGGAGGAACCAGGACCGGCCAAGCAAGCUCAAAAAGUUUCGGGAAGCAAGGUAGCUGCUCAACUUCAGGCCGAAGUUAUAUUUUUUUACACUGAUAUCUGUUUUUAAAGGCUUUUUUGAUAGAUUAGAUGCAACUCUAAUGGCCUUUUUUCCACCAAUUUUAAAUGAUUUACAUUCAAGAUUCUGCAGCCAUCACACUGUGUCUUUACAAAGUCUAAUAAUACAAAGCUGAAUUUUCUCAGUUUGGAGUCAAGAUGUCUUUAAGGUACACAAACGAGUCCUUCUCAUGGAAUGCAAAAUCAUAUCGCCUUUACAAUAUAUUAAAAGUAAAUCAUUGACAUUGCUUCAAUGGUCCUUUAAGAUGAAAAUGUAGCAACGAGACUUUAAACCGUUUGCUGUUCUUCUUCCUGAGAACUUUGAGGAUGUUGCACAUCUGGCAGUUCCUCAACCAGUAAAAAAACUACUCUUGUAUUCAAGAGUUUCCAUGAGUGCUGAUGGAGAUGAUAUUAUCAACAUCUCAGGUUUUGACACCCAUACACUGGUGCAAACAUUUCUCAAAUGUGGUUGCAAAAUAAUCUGGAGUGAUGGGAGGUUACAUACUGUACAUUCAAGUCAAAGAGUGAAAAACUACAGUAUGUUAAAUACACUGAUAGUAAUCCAGGUGUCUCCUAUCGUCUGUCAAAGGGAGUUUUCCUCCCAGUAAGGAUUUAUCUCGGUUAAAUUCCAGAGACAUACUGAGAUUUUACUGAUUUCAUUGAUAUUACCAGGUUUUCGUGUCCUUGCGGUCUUGGACGACUAAUUAAAAAUGAAGAGGUUGUCAUUGCCUUCAUUAGUCCGGGUCCUUCACAUACCCAUCAUUUUUAAGAUUGUGACAUAUUUAAUCAAGUUAACCUAAAAUGAGUUUUCUGAGAUGCUGUGCGUUUUCUUACAGUUGGAGAUUUACCUUUUACCUUCUUGCUUUCUUUGCUGGCCUGGCGGUCCUUAUCGACGUGAGUAUUGUGAUUCAACCCGCACUUGUAAUGGCUCUUAUAACUCCAACUCCAAACUUGUUUAUUGAUCAUUUGGCAAAUUUAAUCAUCCUGUCAGAUCCUCAUGUGCUUUAUAAAAGCAAAGAAUUGUAGAAAAUGAAACUGCUGGAUGAGAGAUGAUCUGUUUUUCUGUUUUGUUGUUGUUGUUGUUGUUUGUGCAGCAAAGUGCUUGUGGUAUUUUGUUGGACACUUAGACGGUCAUUAACAUGGAGUGUCUCUUUCCUUAGAAACCGUGGUUCUAUGAUAUGAAGUUGAUGUGGGACGGCUUCCCGAAAAUGGUAUGCCCACACUAAAAUCCAGGAUUAAUACCCAUUUUGUCCUGAGCUAGCUUCUCCUGCCUUCUACCGGUUCUAUUAUUCUCACCAAAGUGUGCUCACUAAGGUGGAGAAAUGACUGUUAUUCACACCGCUUCUCCUCCUUCUCCUCCCCCAGCCUCUGUUGCCUUCACAGUACUGGUACUACAUGAUCGAGCUGGGCUUCUACCUCUCUCUGCUUUUUAGUGUAGCAUCAGAUGUCAAACGUAAGGUAAGUGAUACACUGCUUUUUCUUUAACUUUGUUAUCUCUUGGCUAUAAACCCCCCCCCCCCCCCCAGAAACCAUCCCAUCAAGAGAGAUCGCUCACUGGGAGUAAUGAGAAUGAUCUGUUGUGUUGAGAGUGUAUUUUGAGGUUUUUGGAUAUUGAUUUCAUCCUGUUAAGAUGCUCUGGCUUUAUGCACCAGAUUUAGUGGAGCUAUCAGCAUUCACGUUGCCAUUAAAGAUUACGCUCGAUUGCACUCAUCUAGUCAAUUUAAAGAGGAGUAAAGUCGAAACGAAGCUGUGUUUCUAGUCUGAAAUGCUGCCCUGUUGAACUCUGAGAGAGGGGUCAUACUGCAGAGAGACAGACUGCCCUUUUAACCCAACAGGUUCCAACGUUGUGAAAGGUGGCAGGCCUACAAGCCCGUCUGAAAUCUGCUAGGCCUCCCCUCUUUGCCAGGCUCUGUUUCAUAACUGAAGCUUACACAAAUGCAGGGAGCUAAAGCCUUAAAACCAGAACAAUGGUUUAAGGGUUUCUGUGUUGAAAUGAGCAAAAAGUUACAAAAUCAAUCAACGCAGAGACACAAAGUUCCCAUGUUUGCCCCUGUACUUGGAAGUGGUUUGUUUUUUUAUAACCAGAAAGCCCUAUAAGCUCUGUGCAGUGAGUUAAUUAUUUGUAGCAUCAGUCAGACACACGCCGUCGAUUAGUGACCAAUCUUUACAGCUUGAUCAAUAAGUCACCAAAUGUUGUUUCACACCAUCUCUUUCCAUCUCUUGUUUUUUCCCCCUUGCAGGAUUUCAAAGAGCAGAUAAUUCACCAUGUAGCCACCAUUGCUCUCAUUAGUUUCUCCUGGGUGGUCAACUACAUCCGGGGAGGGACUCUGAUCAUGGUGGUGCAUGAUGCCUCUGACUAUCUCAUGGAGGUAUGAGUUUAUCUUUUCAAAAAGGCCAAAAUAUCAUCAUAUCGAGUGAUUUUUCUCAUAAGAAUGGGUUCAUUGUGUGUUUUUCUCACAUCCACUUCCUUAUUUUUCUGUUUCACUUUCAAUUUGGUGUAACACAUAUUAUUUUAAUUGCAUCCACACCUUGAUAUACAUUAUGGAAACAAUAUAGAUGUGCUAAUUUUGUCUCCAAAAAGUUAAGCAUUGUGUAGAAGCUUGAUUAUGAUGCUCAGUUCAAACAAGUCUCCACCUCACACAGAUACCUGUCUGCCCUCUAGAGGUAAAUAAGUGGAAAGUUUAGACUCUGUUUCAAACUCUUGUCCCUUUGUUUUUAAUUCCAGUCAGCCAAAAUGUUCAACUAUGCAGGUUGGAGGAAAACCUGUAACUUCAUCUUCACCGUGUUCGCCGCAGUUUUCAUCGUCACCCGCCUCGUAAUCCUCCCCUUCUGGUAAAACUCAGGCUUUUUAAUCAGAUUUGUCGUAACUCUUAAGACUUCCGGAUAAGACUGGUUAUAGUCCAAACGGCAUUGCUCUUUGCUUUGGCUCAUUUUUCACAUAACCUGGAAUAUGAGAGGAGGAUGUGACUUAAUGAAAGCAAAUGGAAGCAGAUUGUUCACACUAUUCUUUUCAGAAUAUUUGUUUUUGUCUGGUUUUUCAAGAAAUCCUGUGAAUUGGCAAACAUAAACAAAACCUAUUCAUUUUAUGGUGCAAAAAGGUAGCUGCAGUGCUCCAACAAGCCAAAAGGAUUUUAAGUGCGCCUUAUAGUGCGAAAAAUACGGUAUACCACAGAAAGAUAAGAAUUAAUCUGCUGCUAAAAAUAGUCCCAGUCAAAUGCACUAUUUACUCCAGCUUUGAUACUGUUUGUUAUUUGGUUAUUGAGCAAACUACACGUGUUAUUCUCUUUCUUAGUUUUAUUGGUUUGUUGGGAGAAAGAAAAGCAGAAAUAACAGUUGUAGCGUCAUUUUUAGUGCUAAAUUUGUUCCACAAUUGUAGCUACAACACACUGACUAUACACUGCCACCAAAGCUACAGGCCGUCACUCAACAAAAUGCACCAAGUAAAAGAAGAUAGUACAAGCAGGGGUGUUCAUGACUUACUGUCCAAGAUUGUAGCUGGUUACAAAGAGAGGAGUAGAUCUAAUCAGUGAACAAAUAUAAGCCUCUCAUUGUAUCAAAGUCAGUUUUUCUGGAUGUUUUUGUAAUGCAACAUGCUCUCCUAGAUAUGUCAGCUAACAGGUCAGAAAUUGUGUCACGCACUGAUUCAUUUUGCACCAAUUUCAUGCAAUUAGUCUGAAACUUUUUCAUCUGUAUUCUGUACAUGCAACAACAGACACAUUGUCUGCAGUCCUGGCGCUUUUCAAUGGGCUUUUGAUGGCGAGUGUAGGUGGUUCUGACUGGACUCUCUGUUCUGCCUUUGUCCUCUCAUCCCAGGAUCAUAUACACAACGCUGGUGUACCCCCUGACCCUCUACCCGACCUUCUUCGGCUUCUACUUCUUCAAUGGGCUAAUGCUCGUGCUGCAGGUUCUGCACAUCUUCUGGGCCGCCCUUAUCCUGCGCAUGGUUGUCAAGUUCCUACCAGGCAAUGUAUGAACCAUCAUUCUGUAUUUUCACAGAUUCUUGGUAUUUUUUAUUCAUUUUUUUCUGUGGGAGGAGAUGGAGACAUACUGUCCAUCUUGAUUAACAAGUCAAUGCUUAAAAAGAAAAAACAAGCACUGCAAAAAUUUUACCCGUUUUUUAUCUGAUAGGAUAUCGUGGAGGAUGAGCGCAGCGACAAAGAAGAAACCGAGUCUGAAGAUGAAAGCGAGAAUCGUGAGCAGAGGGGAAAAUCCAAAAACGGCCACUUGCAGAACGGCCACACCCCCCUUAACAACAACCACCGCAAGAUGGACUAAUGGGACAAAGACGGAGAGGAGAGGAGGCUGUGUGAGAAGAGUCACAUGUGGCCUUCAUCUGAAAGCCAAAGAAUGGGAGCACGGCAUGUUGAAAGAGGCAGCAGGCAGCACAUACACAUACUCAUUUACACCUUUGCACUCCUCCCUUGACCCUUGGAUAGCUUCACAUCUGAAGAUUUUAUAACAGACUGCAAUGGAGAGCCACUAUGAUCUGCCAGGCAGCAGAGUGGUUUUUCCAUUACCUGUUGCUCCUUCUUGUUACUACUUUACCCCCCCUCCCCUUAGUCUGGUUUUGCUGUUUUUUGUGCUGUUGACCAAGUCACAAUGUGCCUAAUCUGCCUACUUGUAGCUUUAAGUUUUGUUACUAGGAACAAUUUAAAGACGCUGAGGUCAGGACAGGCUUCCCUGUGCAGUCAGUUAAAACACGUAUUAGUAUUACUGCCCUGAAAUCUGACUGAUUAAUUUUUUGCUCCAUAUAACCACAUAGUGGGAUUGUGUGGAGGUAAAAGAGGCUGUGUCUUUUCCAAGGACCAUAAUCUGAUCAACACAGAGCCAGAGUGUCAAUGAAAUCUUUCAGGUUAGUUUUUGCAGCUACUAUUUUGUCACUCUGGCUCUUGCCAAUGAUUUUGCUAAAAUAUAUUUGUCCAGUAGUAAAAAAUAAAUAAUAAGGAGUUAAAUAUGUGUUUUUUAACAUCGUUGGAGAAUGCGAGAUGGUGCUACAUCUGCCACGUAUCGUUGAAAUGUGCCUGUUAUGGAAGUUUGUCUUAAAUGCUUUGCCUCUUGAGAAGCAGAGCGCACAGAAGAUCUCCGUCAAGCGUAAACAGUGUUUGUGUUUAUGCAUAACAUCUUUUUUUUAGUCGUCUGAUUUUAUUUUGCUUUGUGUUUUAUGUGUUUUCAGCCCGGUUGACCAUUUAAGUUCGGGAGCAGUUUGAUUGAUUGUAGCCCAAAUCAAUCAGUAGCUGUUAAUGGAUUCUUUAUGGGCUGGAAGAGUCGAUAGCAUUUCCAUCCAUUCGGUGUCGUUUUUCCCAUCCAUCCAUCCAAAGAUGCACUUUAUGGUUUCCUCAAAAGAUCAGCAUUGACUACAUCUCUUAUAAACAAGCUAAGUUAAAGUGUUAAAUUCAAAUUCAAACCUGAUUUAAGGUUUGCAGUAUCAUUUCAAAUUUGUUUUAUAUUUAUUUUCAAAAUGAUCCAUGUGAGAUCUCCCUCUGUCAGUGUUUUUGUCAGAAAAAAAAAGAGUGAUUUAGAGGUAAAAUUGAAACACCAAAGUUUACAUUUUCUACUUGACUUUGUAAUUGCAAGUGCCUGCAUCAUUUCAAGCGCUAAAUGUCUUUUUUUUUUUUUUUUGUCUCUCUAUCUGGCGUCUUUGUGUCCCAACUCAUCAACACUUUUUGCACUAUAAUUCUCCGGGCCUUUAAAUUUCCUUCAUGCUUGGCUCACCACAAAUCACCCACAGCUCCGUCUACAGAGCUCUGCUUCUACAGAAAGUGUUUUUAUUCUGUGUUCAUAUGUUGCUGAGAUGUAAAACAUAAUGACCAUGAUGAUAAAAAAAUAAUUAAGAAUGACUA
This is a messenger RNA of Xyrichtys novacula (pearly razorfish), 14116 nucleotides long. NCBI's taxonomy places the organism in Eukaryota, Metazoa, Chordata, Actinopteri, Labriformes, Labridae. The record is from the annotation of a GenBank genome assembly.